Messenger RNA from Engraulis encrasicolus (European anchovy), 2975 nucleotides. Its product is annotated as E3 ubiquitin-protein ligase TRIM16-like. The transcript is spliced from 13 exons. Lineage: Eukaryota; Metazoa; Chordata; Actinopteri; Clupeiformes; Engraulidae. The coding region runs from base 18 to 2834 and encodes 938 amino acids. Gene Ontology annotation, molecular function: zinc ion binding; protein binding. The record is from RefSeq and is a predicted model, not a curated record.
UGUGAGCAGUUGAGCGAAUGAAAAAAAUGGCUGAAGCAAUGUCAAGUAAACAAGAUCUUUUCAUGUGCUCCAUUUGUUUGGAUCUACUGAAGGAUCCAGUGACACUUCACUGUGGACACAAUUACUGUUCGGGAUGCAUUAACAGCUGUUGGGAUCAGGAAGAUCAGAAGGGAGUCUACAGCUGUCCACAGUGUAGACAGACAUUCACUUCGAGGCCAGUUUUGAAAAGGAAUAAUGUUAUGGCCGAGCUUGUGGAAGAAAUGAGGAAGACUACAAUUCAACCUGAUGCUCCCGCUGACCAUGGAGAUGUGCAGUGUGAUGUUUGCUUCGAGAAAAAACUCAAGGCUGUGAAGUCCUGUCUGGAUUGUCUGAUGUCUUAUUGUGAAACUCACUUUAAAGCUCACAACGAUCUCAACAGAGGGAGAAACCACUCAAUAGUCGACGCCACUGGACAACUACAGGAAAGGAUUUGCCCCCAUCAUAACAAGGUUCUUGAAAUCUUUUGUCUUACUGAUCAGAGUUGUGUCUGCUACUUGUGCACGAUGGACCAACAUAAAGGCCAUGACACCAUCGCAGCGGCAGCCGAAUGCAGUAACAAAAAGCAAAGCUUUCUCAAGAUGAAAACGAGAUGCCAGGAGACAAUCCAGAAGAGAGAGAAGGAGGUUCAGGAGCUGAGGAGAGCAGUUGAUACUCUGAAGAGCUCAGCACAGUCUGCAGUGGAACACAGUGACCAGAUGUUUGAUGACAUCAUUCGCUCUGUUGAGAGAAGGCGCUCUGAGGUGACAGAGCUGAUCAGAGCUCAGGAGAAGGCGGAGCUGAGUCGGGCUGAAGGACUUUGGAAACAACUGAAGCAGAAGAUCUCUGAGCUGAAGAAGAGAGUUGCUGAGAUGGAGCAGCUUUCACACACACAGGAUCACAUCCAUUUCCUCAAGAAUGUAGGUUCCAUCUCUGAUAUUCCUGACAGUACAAUUCCAACCAGCCUGAACGUCAACUCCAUCCUCUCCUUUGAGUCGGUGAAAACAUCUGUCUCUUCACUGAAGACGCAGCUGGAGGAGAAAUUAGAUUCGAUCUUCAAGCAGGAAGCCGUCAAAAUAUCUGCAGCAGUGUCUGGAGUACGAGUGGUUAGUACUGAACCAGUGACCAGAGAGGACUUCUUGCAGUAUUACUGCAACUUCACACUGGAUCCAAACACUGCAAACAGAUACCUCCAUCUGUCUGAGGGGAACAGGAGGGUGAAGAGGAUGGAAAAGACCCUCCAGUCAUAUCCAGAUCAUACAGACAGAUUUGAUGACAAGUGGUGCCAGGUGCUGUGUAGAGAGGGUGUGUCUGGACGCUGCUACUGGGAAGUUGAGUGGAGUGGUGAGUGGGUUAAUAUAGCUGUGGCAUAUAAAACCAUCAACAGGAAAGGAAGUAAUGAUGCCUGCUGGUUUGGAGACAAUAAUCAGUCGUGGAGACUUACUGUAGACCCUAGAAAAACACAUGUCAAGCACAAUAAAAACCGCACUGACCUCCCUCUAGUGGCCAGCUCCAGAGUAGGAGUGUAUGUGGACCACAGGGCAGGGACUCUGGCCUUCUACAGCAUCUCUGACAAUAGGAUGACACUCCUGCACAAAGUCCAGACCACAUUCUCUCACACACUCUACCCUGGAUUUGCGUUUGCAGAUGGAUCAUCAGCUAAGCUCUUUGAAUCAGACAAUGAUGAGAUGAUGGCUGAGGAGCUGGAGCAGCUAGUGGAGCUAGUGUGUUGGCUCCGCUCAGACAAUGACCGCUUGACCCAGGAGGCGACCAACAGGCCAGUUGUGGCCGACCCCGCUGCCACGCCUGAGAUCUCCAAUGCUGCAUCGGAGCCUUCUAAUGGACGGAGUGUGUGUACUGCUCAGGGUACUGAGAGAUAUGUGAUGAUUGCCCAUGCUGUGUGGUACAGACACAUCCACAAACGCAAGAUAUCAGUUAUUGUAUCUGUCAUCAUUUGGAUCUUGUCAGCUGUCAUCACAUUCUUCACACCAGAGGAAUAUAGUUCAGGAGGAGCAGGAGGUUUCGUUGAUGGCCUCAGAGAACAGCUGGAAGAACAAGAGAAAGAUAAACCUCAUAUCAUGUAUCUCAAAGACAAGAGUAACAUGAACCAAUUUCCAGAAAUGGACGAAAACAUCUCUGAACUGAAGAUGGACCAGGAGGAGAAGGUAGAUUCCAUCUGCAAGCAGGAAGCAGACACAGUAUCUGCAGCAGUGUCUGAAGAGCAGGCUGUUAUGGCUGAAGGAGUGACCAGAGAGGACUUCUUACAGUAUUACUGCCGCUUCACACUGGAUCCGAACACAGCGCACAGAUACCUCCAUCUGUCUGAGGAGAACAGGAGGGCGGAGAGGAGAGAUGAGGACCCCCAGUCAUAUCCAGACCAUCCAGAGAGAUUUGAUGAGAAGUGUCAGGUGCUGUGUAGAGAGGGUGUGUCUGGACGCUGCUACUGGGAAGUUGAGUGGAGUGGUGAGACGUGGGUUAACGUUGCCGUGUCAUAUAAAACCUUAAUAAGGAAAGGAAACAUUAAAGACAGCUGGUUUGGAGGCAAUGAGCAGUCCUGGAAACUGUAUGUGGGUGGGGCCCACAAUAGUGGGGUGACAGCGUUCGCCCACAAUAAUAUGAGUUGCAGUGUAGGAGAGGGAAGCUCUGGAGUAGGAGUGUCCAGAGUAGGAGUGUAUGUGGACCACAGGGCAGGGACUCUGGCCUUCUACAGCAUCUCUGACACUACAAUGACACUCCUGCACAAAGUCCAGACCACAUUCUCUCACACACUCUACCCUGGGUUUCGGUUAGGAGCUAGAUCAUCAGUGAAGCUGUUGUGACUAACUUACACCUAGCAAGCACAGGUGCCCAUUUAGAAAAGAAUUUCCAUGCGUAACAAUGUUCCAUUUUAUUUUUUCAAUUUUUCCAGAUUUGCACAAUUAUUUGACCAUGUGUUUGAUCUGUAUUUUAUAUUACACAUG